AUGCUAUGUGAAGAACAUUUCGGAGAUCCACAUGAUGACAAGAUCAAGUUUGUAGUGUCUGGGAUAUUUGUUUGUGUCCUUAAGGCUUGUGCGAAUACAUUGGACUGGGAACUUGGGAUGCAAAUUCAUGGCUGGCUAUUGAAAAUGGGGUUUUCAAGAAAUGCAGUUUUGACUAGUUUCUUGAUUAAUUUUUAUGGUAAAUGUAAGUUUUCUGUAGGAGCUGAAUUUUGCUUUGAUCACGUUUAUAGUCGAAAUACUGCUGUUUGGACAGCUAGGAUUACUAGUUUCUGUCGUGAAGAUGAAUAUGAGGGAGCGGUCAAUAUUUUUAGGGAGAUGGGGAGAGAAGGAGUGAGGAAGAACAGCUACACGUUUUCGAGUGUUCUGAAGGCUUGUGGUCAGAUGGGGGAUGGGGGAUAUUGUGGUAGACAAGUUCAUGCUAAUGUGAUAAAAGUUGGAGCCGAAUUCAACAGUUAUGUGCAGUGUGCUUUGAUUGACGUGUAUGGGAGAUGUGGUUUUGUGAAGGAUGCAUCAAGGGCUUUCGAGAUAAGCGAAGAAGCAAGAACUGACGCCUGCUGGAAUGCAAUGCUUACUACUUUCAUACAACAUGGAUUUUGCAUUGAGGCCAUUAAACUUCUUUACAAGAUGAAGGCAGCUGGCUUGGUACCUCCUGAACCAUUGUUUAAUGAAGUGAAAUCUAUUUGUGGGAGUAGAAUUCUUGAACAAGAUUGA
Molecule: messenger RNA, 729 nt
Organism: Fraxinus pennsylvanica
Lineage: Eukaryota; Viridiplantae; Streptophyta; Magnoliopsida; Lamiales; Oleaceae
Source: the annotation of a GenBank genome assembly